Hibiscus syriacus is the source of this 1052-nucleotide messenger RNA. RefSeq names its product glycine-rich cell wall structural protein-like. NCBI's taxonomy places the organism in Eukaryota, Viridiplantae, Streptophyta, Magnoliopsida, Malvales, Malvaceae. The record is from RefSeq and is a predicted model, not a curated record. Bases 27 to 1052 code for a protein of 341 amino acids. The transcript is spliced from 4 exons.
AAGCACUUUGUGAUACUGAGGUUUUCAUGAACGUAGAUCGAAUAACAAAAAUGGUGAGCUUUACUAAGAGAGUUGUCUUGUUUUCUUUGCUUUGUUUUAAUGCGUUUGUGGCGAACGUGGUUGGUAGAAAUGUGGUGAAUGCGGAGAAGAAUGAGGAUGGGAAGUACUUUUUGACUAAGGGAGGUGGGUUUGGCGCCGGAGGUGGGGGUGGUUUUGGUGGAGGUGGUGCAGGAGGAGGUUUUGGAGGAGGUGCUGGUGGUGCUGGAGGGCUUGGAGGUGGCGGAGGAGCUGGUGGAGGGCUUGGAGGUGGCGGUGGAGCUGGUGGUGGGAUUGGUAAGGGUGGAGGCCUUGGUGGGGGAAUAGGAAAAGGUGGUGGACUUGGUGGUGGCAUUGGAAAGGGAGGAGGCCUUGGAGGUGGUAUAGGAAAAGGUGGUGGACUUGGUGGUGGCAUUGGAAAGGGCGGGGGACUUGGUGGUGGAAUUGGCAAGGGUGGAGGCCUUGGUGGUGGAAUUGGUAAGAGUGGGGGACUCGGUGGCGGAAUCGGCAAGGGUGGAGGCCUUGGCGGUGGCAUUGGUAAGGGAGGAGGCCUUGGUGGUGGAAUAGGAAAAGGAGGUGGGCUAGGAGGUGGAAUUGGAAAGGGUGGUGGUAUUGGCGGCGGCUUUGGAAAAGGUGGUGGCAUUGGAGGCGGGAUUGGAAAAGGUGGUGGAUUUGGUGGAGGAAUUGGCAAGGGUGGUGGACAUGGCGGCGGCAUUGGGAAAGGAGGAGGCCUCGGUGGUGGCAUAGGAAAAGGAGGUGGACUUGGUGGAGGAAUCGAAAAGGGUGGAGGAAUUGGCGGUAGUGGUUUGGAAAAGGUGGCGGUGUUGGACUUGGCCCUGGUGGUGGUCGUGGAGGUGGUGGUGGAGGCAGAGGUGGAUUUGGAUGGGAUGCCGGAGGUGGAGUUGGUUUUGGUGGAGGAGUUGGUGGUGGUGGAAUUGGAGGACACCACUAAACUACAAGCUCACGUAGCAUGGAUGAAAUUGCCUCUACCAAUCCAAAAUGAGAACACAAAUUGA